AUGGCGAAAGGGACUCCUCAUAUUUUAAUCGUGGGCGGUGGCCUGGGAGGCUUGCUUCUCGGCCAGACACUGCGUAAGAAUAAGGUCUCUUUUGAGAUUUUUGAGCGAGAUCGUAGUGACAAUAUUCGAGUUCAGGGGUGGGCGAUUGGCCUCCACACUAUUCUCGAAGAGCUCGAUACGUCUAUCCCCGAUGAUAUGCCAUCACGCGAUUUCGUAAACCAUUUGCUGCCCCUGAAAUACAACUAUGAGUGCGCCUGGUAUAGACAUGACCGCACUAGAAAGCUUGGAGUCCGUGACGAUGGCAGUGGGAAAUUUAUUCGUGCGAACCGUGCUCGACUUCGGAAGUGGUUAGCAACGAACAUGCCGAUCCAAUAUGGCAAGCAUGCCGUUCGCAUUGAAGAACAUGAUAAUUCCGUAACUGUAUACUUCGAAGACGGGACUUCGGCCACUGGCGACAUCCUUAUUGGAGCGGAUGGCCCUUAUAGUCCUACUAGGAAAUACCUCCUAGGCGGGCAGGAUGUCAUCAGGAAACCACGCCAAGGGGUAAUAAACGGAGAGAUCAUCCUAAGCGGCCGCGAUAUGGAGGAACAACUCCAGAUAGGAUGUUCCUGUUAUAUAGUCGAUGCGAGUUUGACUGAUGAAGCUCCUUCGUUCCUCUUCGUUGGCCUAAGCGAGGCCUAUCCUGAUGGGAAAUCCGGCAAAUAUUUCUUUAAUUUGUUUUGGCGCGACGAUGAAGCAACUAAGAAGGAUUUCUGGACGUACUCAGCCAGCAGUGAGAAGUUAUACGAGACAGCGUUGGAGAAAACAAAGCAUCUGCCGGCCAAGUUCAGAUCUAUCGUAGAGAAAACGGGACCUCAAGGAAUGAAGAACCCGCCCUUGCACAUCUACACGUUGACCAUGGACCCGGAGUUAUUGCCUAAGGGAAGGGUUACGCUACUUGGCGAUGCUGCGCAUUGUAUGCCCUCAUUUCGAGGUGAAGGAGGGUUCCACGCCUUGCUUGAUGCGCUCAAGCUUGGGAAAAUCUUAACUCGAUUACAGACAAACAACACCGAUGAAAUUACAAGGGUGCUUGGGGAUUAUCAAGACGAAAUGAUUGAAAGAGGAUCGAAGGCAGCGGAAUGGUCAAGUAUUGCUUUUGACGAACCCUGGAGUGGUGAGGAUGCCGGACCUCGCAUUAUUUGGGGUCUGCCUGUGGUGCCUCUGCCUGACGAGAAGGCUACUCUGUGA
Daldinia childiae is the source of this 1227-nucleotide messenger RNA. RefSeq lists its product as uncharacterized. The record is from RefSeq and is a predicted model, not a curated record. Bases 1 to 1227 code for a protein of 408 amino acids. The transcript has 4 exons. Gene Ontology annotation, molecular function: FAD binding. Lineage: Eukaryota; Fungi; Ascomycota; Sordariomycetes; Xylariales; Hypoxylaceae.